AUGCUCGCGCCUCGUGCUUCCAGUGCAUUGGCAUGCCUCCGAUGUGACCUCGAGCUCAAGCUCCAGCUCCAGCUCGGCCUGGGCCGUCCAACGCCGUGCACGCCUCGCCGUCGACCCUCGCACCCCAGCUUUUCCACCACGGCCCGCCGCCACGAUGCCGCCGACGACGUCGAGACACGCAAUGCGGCCACCAAGCCCGUUCGCAUCGUCAAGGAGUACACGCGCCAGGGCAAGCUCAUCCGGCAGCGCAGGGCGAAGCUGGGCAUGAAGCGCAUGGACGAAGACGCCGACAUCCUCGUCAUCAACGAAGCGCCCGAGCCCGAGGACCCGGAGAAGAAGCAGCCGGAGCCAUUCGAGCCCAUCUCGGUCCCGGACAUUCUCUCGUCGCUGCAGCAGGAGGGCGCGCCCGUCACCAACGAAGACGUUGCGCGGCAGCUCGACAGCCUGCGCCCGAUGCGCGGCAGCCCACACGAGCCGCACCAUGUCACCACCGCCGACUUUGUGAAGCUGGUGGCCGCCCUGACCCGUGGCUUCACAACAGCACAGCUGUCCCACUACUGCUCCGCCGCCAAGAGCAUCAAGCAGGACGCCCUGUUCAAGGUCGUCAAGGCCUCGGUCAAGGCUACCAAGCGCAGCGAAUGGCACCCCACCACCACGAGCAUCGAGAAGCGCCUGCCAGGCGUCGAGACGAUCAAGAAGCCCAAGCAAAAGGCCAAGGGUAUACGCAAGGCCACCUUGGUAGACAAGAUCCUCCGCGAUGUCUGGAAGCUCGAGCUGCUCGAGGAGAUGGAGGCGCCGGGAGAGCUGGAGCUCAGGUUGAAGGAAUGGGAGCUCAAUCUCCUCCACGCUGGAGCCAACGACAGCAACCUCGCGCGAAUUGCGAAAAUCAGAAACGCCAAAGUGGAGAUACACUGGCCCACCAACGUCCUCCGCAUCACCGCAGACAAGAACACGGCCGAGUACACCGCAAACGACGUUGAAGAAGCUCUCAGCAAGACCCACACGACAUCGCUCGAUUUGAAACGCUGGGCUGCCCAGCUCAACAUGCCCAGCUCACUGCCCAACAACGACCUGGCUGCCUCUCUCCCAGCCGAGUACGUGGCGUCCAUCACCGGCGCACACAUCUACCCGUCCGACCCAUUCACAUUGAAAAUCCACGGCUUGAACGAGACCUCGGUGGCCGAGGCAAAACGAACGCUCAUCAGACUCUUGCCUUUCAAGGAGUCUGCAACACGCACAAUCGACACGCAGAGACUAGAUGCAGCGAAGCAUGACAGCUACCUCCUGCCGACGUUCAACGAGACAAAGUCACUAGACUACGCCCAUCGAAGCCUCAGUCUGGGUCGCUGGGCGCUGCCCGUAACCCGCUCAGCAGACACCUUCUCACCCGAAGAGCACGGGACAUCUCAAGAAGAGAUCAAACUCAAGUCGAGACUUGACCAGAGCACACACGGUCUUAUCAAUCGAGUCGUGUCUUUCAUGCGACCGCCCGUUGACGGAAGCUUUACGGGCUCGGAAUCGGCUCCUCAGAACAGACGGACGGGCUAUUGGGCGUUGGAGCCCGAGUACAAGGUCUCGGCUGAUUUUGGCCAGGCUCUCUUUCCCCUAGAGUACGCUGACCCCAACAAGGUGGUUGAGGCUGCUGCAGACUCUGCCCGCUCGCCGUUUCAACCUGCAAUUCCCGGUCUAGGAAGCCUAUUGGCUUCUUCGGAAUUCCAGAACCUUUCGCGCACAGAGACACCCGCUUUACUAUACGAGUUCAUCCCUUCGCCUGAUCAGAAAGUCUUCGAGACGGAGACGAGUCUCAAACAGAUUGGUCCAACCUUUCCAAAGCUUCACGUGCAAGUCCGCACCGGCAGAGACGGCAACCGACCUACCAUCCACAAGCUCAGUCUCGGUUUCCAGGAGCGUGUACAUGAUGUUCUGCUACCGGACCAAGCAGCGGACAUCCGCUUCUACCGAUAUGGACGGCUGAGAUUCAGCAGUAAGAGCCACCACGAUAAGAACGUCGAGGAGUGGUCUGAAGCAGUGCGCCAGAACAUCGAGAGCGGCGGACGUCUCUCUGCACCGUCACUCACAAUCGACAUCCCCAAAUGGACCAUUCCUGGCUACCCUUCUGACGCCACGGGAAUGCUGCCAAUCAAGUACCUCUUCUCCGGCAUCCAGUUCCGACAGAGCGUUACGGGUAGACUGCUGGAUACGCAGAUCUCCUACAGCACAAUGCAAUCUGGUAAGCUGGGUGCCAGGGGUGGUGCGCUGAGUGCAUAUAGUCCCAAUCUCAAGGACGAUCAGUACGAAGCACAGAUUCGAGAAUUUGCAACAAAGUGCGUGCAGAUGGUGGACUACAUCACCCAAGCCGGCGCACAAACACAGCCACUCAGGCAGAUGAGACUGCCAAGGAACGACCACAGUGCAAGAAAGCAGCGGCGAGCAGCUCUUUUAGAAGGCGAAGACCCGCUCCUGACGCACAAGCAGGAGCAGACACGGGGUCAAUACCGCGACCAGAGAUCGAAUACUGCCAAAACUAUCGAGGACUUGCAGGACCAGGACCAAGUCGAUACCUACGACCAGACGCAAACCUCUCUCAACGAUCAAGAUGAUGCCCGUCUUGCAUCGCGACUCGAUGAGGACGCGCCGCCCAGCGAGGCAAACAGCGCUGCCGACGAGGCGCAGUCCGAAGCAGAGGAAGACAAGCUCAACGCGAGGGAAAUACUGCAAAGCCAAGAGGCCGAUGCACUUCUCAACGAUUUAUUCGGCGACGAUGCAGUCGAAGAGCGAACUAAUGAGACGGAUGAGAGUGAUGUGCUGCUGAAGGACAGAUGA
Ascochyta rabiei is the source of this 2823-nucleotide messenger RNA. RefSeq lists its product as uncharacterized. The transcript is spliced from 3 exons. NCBI's taxonomy places the organism in Eukaryota, Fungi, Ascomycota, Dothideomycetes, Pleosporales, Didymellaceae. The record is from RefSeq and is a predicted model, not a curated record. Gene Ontology annotation, cellular component: mitochondrial inner membrane. Bases 1 to 2823 code for a protein of 940 amino acids.